Molecule: messenger RNA, 663 nt
Organism: Lottia gigantea (owl limpet)
Lineage: Eukaryota; Metazoa; Mollusca; Gastropoda; Lottiidae
Exons: 6
Coding region: 1-663 (220 amino acids)
Biological process (GO): phosphatidylinositol phosphate biosynthetic process
Cellular component (GO): endosome membrane
Molecular function (GO): 1-phosphatidylinositol-3-phosphate 5-kinase activity
Source: RefSeq, a predicted model, not a curated record
AUGUCAGGAAUGGAGGUUGAAUCUUUUGAGAAAUUUGGUCCACAAUACUUUAAUUAUAUCACUACAACAGCUAACGAAAAGAGACCGAUAACAUUAGCUAAAAUAGUGGGAGUGUUUAGAAUAGGUUUCAGAAAUACUCUUACUAAUUCAGCUAAUAAACAGGAUCUGUUGGUGGUUGAAAAUCUCUUUUAUAAUCGUAAAAUAUCUCAGAAAUUUGAUCUGAAAGGAUCCAUGAGAAACCGGCUAGUAAAUACUUCAGGGAAAAGAGAAGAGGAACUCGUUCUUUUAGAUGAAAACCUACUCAAAUUGAGUGUUGAUUCUCCACUAUAUAUUAGGCCCCAUUCUAAAACAGUAUUAAAAACAGCUAUAACAUCUGAUUCCCAGUUCCUAUCUAAUAAUCUAGUCAUGGAUUAUUCUUUGAUAGUUGGUUUAGAUGAGAUCAACCAGGAACUAGUAGUUGGUAUUAUAGAUUACAUCCGAACGUUUACAUGGGAUAAAAAAUUAGAAAUGGUAUUUAAAUCAUCAGGUUUGAUGGGUGGCCAUGGUAAAAUGCCUACUGUAGUAUCACCUCAGUUAUAUCGUAGUAGAUUCCUGGAAGCUAUGGAGAGGUAUUUCCUUCAUGUACCAGACCAAUGGAGUGGGCUAGGAAAAGGUGAAAUUUAA